Molecule: messenger RNA, 2934 nt
Organism: Chinchilla lanigera (long-tailed chinchilla)
Lineage: Eukaryota; Metazoa; Chordata; Mammalia; Rodentia; Chinchillidae
Gene: Htra3
Product: HtrA serine peptidase 3
Biological process (GO): proteolysis
Cellular component (GO): extracellular region
Molecular function (GO): serine-type endopeptidase activity; protein binding
Source: RefSeq, a predicted model, not a curated record
AUGGCCAGUGCCAUAUGGUGCUCCCUGCUGGAGCUGCAGGGAGCGCCCCCUGGAGGGCGGGGGCCUGGGUCCUCAAAUGUGACCAGCACCCGAUGGGCCAAGGACCCUGAGCGCCUGGAUCAGGCCACACCUGCAGCUGGAACACCCGGGACUGACUGUUUUGCUGAAGACAGUUUGAAGAGGGAGCUCAGAGGUGUGGUGCCUGGUCCGGGUCCUGCUCCUCCUGUGCAGAGCCAGCUGUGUGACCAGGGCGCGUCACCUGCUUCUGUGUCCUACUGCCUUACUGCCGAGCGAGAGUCACGGGAGGGGUCUGGAGAGCUCGCCGGUGCCGGUGGCAGGCGGGCAGGAGGCGUCCUGGCCGCAGCAGCACCCCUGAGCCAACAGGAGGGGAAGACACCCGGACCCGUGUACAGACCCGGCAGCCCGUCCCUCGGGCCUCGGGAACUAAAUGCCCGCUUGGCAGAGCAGCUGCAGAGGUCGGAUGGGGGCCCCGGGGGCAGCGCAGUCCGCAGCUUGGUCAGACACAGGGCGGCUGCACAGGAGCCUUCGAAGGUCCUAGUGAACGGCCCCUGCCCCACCUGGGAGGCCAGCGGACGCCUGCAGAGCUGGGGCGAAGGCUGCACCCCCCUGCAGGCUGCAGAGGCUGCGCAAACUCAGCUUCCUCUGGAUUCAGCUUCCCCAUCUGCUAGCAAAAAGUUUGGAGGAAAAGAGCGCUUUGGCCCUCCCAAGUCUCCGGCUGUCUGCACCCCAGAGAACCCCAGGAUACCUGCGAGCCAGCGAGCGCGUCCCAUCCCCUCCCCGCGCUAUGGCCGUGCGCUCCUGGCGCGCGCCCUCCUGAGCCCGCGCCGUCCGCGCCAGCCGUCCCGGGUCCCUGCGUCCCCGAGUCCCCGCGUCGACGUCCUCGCCAUGCACGCGCGCGCCCUGCUCGCGGCCACCCUGCUCGGGCGUGUGCCGCUGCCGCUGGGCCAGCCCGGUGUGUGGCACGGACGGCCGCACCCACGCCAGCGUGUGUGCCCUGCAGGCCGCCAGCCGCCGCGCGCUGCAGCUGUCGGGGACGCCCGUGCGCGUGCUGCAGAAGGGCGCCUGCCCCUCGGGUCUCCACCAGGUGAGCAGCCCUCGGUACAAGUUCAACUUCAUCGCUGAUGUGGUGGAGAAGAUCGCACCUGCUGUGGUCCACAUCGAGCUCUUCCUGAGACACCCCCUGUUCGGCCGCAACGUGCCCCAGUCUAGCGGCUCUGGCUUCAUCAUGUCGGAGGCCGGUUUGAUCGUCACCAACGCCCACGUGGUGUCCAGUAACAAGGCUGUCUCAGGCCGGCAGCAGCUCAAGGUGCAGCUGCAGAACGGAGACUCCUAUGAGGCCACCAUCAAAGACAUCGACAAGAAGUCCGACAUCGCCACCAUCAAGAUCCACCCCAAGAAGAAGCUCCCGGUGCUGCUGCUGGGCAACUCGGCAGACCUGCGGCCCGGCGAGUUCGUGGUGGCCAUCGGCAGCCCCUUUGCCCUGCAGAACACGGUGACCGCAGGCAUCGUCAGCAGCGCCCAGCGGGACGGCAAGGAGCUGGGCCUGCGGGACUCGGACAUGGACUACAUCCAGACGGAUGCCAUCAUCAACUAUGGAAACUCUGGAGGACCCCUGGUGAACCUGGAUGGCGAGGUCAUCGGCAUCAACACUCUCAAGGUCGCGGCCGGCAUCUCCUUCGCCAUCCCCUCGGACCGCAUCACCCGCUUCCUGUCCGAGUUCCAGGACAAGCACACCAAAGGUGCGAGCUCCCCCGGGGCAGACUGGAAGAAGCGCUUCAUCGGCAUCCGCAUGCGGACCAUCACGCCCAGCCUGGUGGAAGAGCUGAAGGCCAGCAACCCGGACUUCCCCGCGGUCAGCAGUGGCAUUUACGUGCAGGAGGUCUUCCCCAACUCCCCUUCCCAGAGAGGCGGCAUCCAAGAUGGCGACAUCAUCGUCAAGGUCAAUGGGCGCCCGCUGGCGGACUCGAGCGAGCUGCAGGAGGCCAUCCUGACCGAGUCGCCACUGCUGUUGGAGGUGCGGCGGGGCAACGAUGACCUCCUGUUCAGCAUCGCUCCCGAGGUCGUCCUGUGAGGCUCCGCCUCCCUCCAGCACCAGGCGCCAGAGCCAGAGCCGCAGGUGGCAGGUGGAGUGAAACCUCCCCAGGAUCAGGACGAAGGACCGUGUGGUCCUCAGUGGGGCCAGCAGCCUCCUCCCCGUGUCCAGGAGCUGAGCCCGAGGCGGGGUCUGAAUCUCAGCCUCAGUCCCAAAUCCCAGGCAGCAAGGGAAGCCUGAUGUCCCCAAGCACAGGUGCUCCUGAAGGUUCUCGGGGACCUAGAAGACUCCUGCAGCUCCCUGGAGCCCGCCCUGUCCCCAGCGCCCUGUCCGGCCGCCAGCCUCUCCUUCAGCUCCCUGCUCCCCAUGAACAUCGUUGCUCUGAGCCCACGCUGGCUUCCCCUGCUGCAGCAAACGGCAGGUGGACCCACACAGCGUAUGACAGGGGCUGCCGCCCCGCCACCCAGAGUCCUCGUGGGCAGGUGCACAGCUGGCCCCCUAGAGGAGUCCGGUCUGACGGCCUGGUCUAGGUGCCCAGUGAACGUCCCCGCUGCAGAGCCACGCCGUGCACUGGCCUUGGGGUGCACCCUCGCAGGGCACAGAAAGUGACAGGCACACCACCUGGCGGCCUGGAGGAGCCGUCCCUCCAAGGUGACCACGGGGCAGCAGGACAGAGCUGGGACCGCUGGGUGUGAGGACUGAGCCGGCUUCGCCUCCCCACGUAGUCCAGGGUGCAGCCGAUGGCCACCCAGAGCCAACGGGCUCUUCCCAGGACCUGGUGCGCUACUCAAGGUGUGCUUGUGAGCUUUGCUGUCCGUGGACCCCGCCGUGGCUGUACUGUAUGUUUUCUACUGUAUGAAUUAAAGUUUACAAGCGCAUGG